Messenger RNA from Vigna radiata var. radiata (mung bean), 801 nucleotides. RefSeq names its product transcription factor MYB115-like. NCBI's taxonomy places the organism in Eukaryota, Viridiplantae, Streptophyta, Magnoliopsida, Fabales, Fabaceae. Gene Ontology annotation, cellular component: nucleus. Gene Ontology annotation, biological process: regulation of DNA-templated transcription. Bases 1 to 801 code for a protein of 266 amino acids. Gene Ontology annotation, molecular function: DNA-binding transcription factor activity, RNA polymerase II-specific; RNA polymerase II cis-regulatory region sequence-specific DNA binding. The record is from RefSeq and is a predicted model, not a curated record. The transcript has 3 exons.
AUGAACAUGAACAUGAACAUGUCUGCUUGCAACCCUACCUCUAUGAUGGAGGCUCAUUCCAACCCUGUUACCACCCCUUUCUGUGGAGGCUUUGCUAAUGAUCACUCUCACCAUUCUGUGACGUUGGAGUCAAACAAAAACACAGUCAUAUGUAAAUUUUCGCAGAAAACCAUGUCGGUUCAUCCAUCUCAAACUUCACGUUCCAAAUCAUCACCAUUGCCUUUUUCUCUCUUUAAUAACUGUGAAUUAGAGAUGAUGAGUGAAUUUCACUGGGACACUGAUCAAAAUGCAAAGCUCAAAAAUGAUACCAACAUUGCUAAUCAUCACAUAAUCAAAGGGCAAUGGACUCCUGAAGAAGAUAGAGCUCUUUUGGAAUUGGUGAGUCAAAUCGGACCCAAGAAAUGGACACAAAUUGCAAGAUCACUCCAUGGCAGAAUUGGGAAGCAAUGUCGAGAAAGAUGGAAAAACCAUCUUCAGCCAAACAUUAGGAAGGGAUCAUGGAGCUUGGAGGAAGACAUGAUUUUGAUCAGAGGGCAUCAAGAAUUUGGAAGAAAAUGGUCAAAGAUUGCAAAGAGAUUGAGUGGUAGGACUGAGAAUGACAUCAAGAACCGGUGGAAUGCAACCAUUCGACGCCAAAACUGCAACAAGAACCGCCGAGCUCACUACAGAGGCUCAAUGCUCCAUGCCUAUGUUAAAUGGGUCACUGCAACUGAAGAAAAAGUUUUCAGAAAACCCUCAUACAAGAAGAAUAAAAAUGUGUUUGGAUGCACUUGUGAUGAGCUAGCUCUUUUGUUGAGCUAG